Molecule: messenger RNA, 1107 nt
Organism: Triticum aestivum (bread wheat)
Lineage: Eukaryota; Viridiplantae; Streptophyta; Magnoliopsida; Poales; Poaceae
Product: probable O-methyltransferase 2
Exons: 4
Coding region: 1-1107 (368 amino acids)
Molecular function (GO): O-methyltransferase activity
Source: RefSeq, a predicted model, not a curated record
AUGGCGACUGCGGAGGCGGAGGGUGCAGAUGCAAAGCAAGGGGGAGAGGGUGUAAUGGACGGAAAUGUGACCGAGUGCGGGAUUGGGUGGGCCGGGGGUGUUAGAGUCCUACGUGGCUGCUAUCCAGACUCCUACAAAGUCCAGCACGUUUGUCUCCAAUUUGCGGGAGGAAAGCGUCCGAACCACCCCGUGAACCGAGACAGGACUGCUCUGGACUGUUUUCGCGGUCCGAACUGCGCGACCCAGAUAGAUUGGGGCGGUUUGAGGGUUGCUGUUGGAGAUGCCCUAAACCUCGAGACACCGGCGCUCCUCGGUGAUGAGCUUCGUAUGCUUCAGGCCGAGCUCGACCAUGUGUGCUUCAUGGGCACACUGCGCCUUGAGCCGGUCGAAGGCCUCUGGGUUCUCCCGCAGCUCACGGUUGGAGACCUCUCAGGGGUCGAGGUCGAUGGCCAUUGGGACAUUAGUGCCGCCAAAGGGGAAGUUCAACUUCGCCUUCUUGCCAAGAAAAAAAAAACACCUCGCCUCGACGCACUGGUCACCGAAGGUCUGGCCGCCCACGACAACCUUAGGAUCGGCACCAUCAUGCGUGAGUGCCAUGACCUCUUCAAGGGGCUUGAGUCUCUAACUGACUGCUGUGGUGGUGAUAGAACCACGGCGAGGGCCAUCACCAAGGCUCACCCGCAUGUCAAGUGCACCGUGCUGGAUCUCCCCAAGGUGAUCGACAAAACUCCUUCUGACGGCAUAGUCAACUAUGUCGCCGGUGACCUCUUCCACACCGUCCCGAAGGCUCAGGCGGUGAUGCUCAAGCUUGUGUUACACCACUGGAGUGACGACGAUUGUGUCAAAAUCCUAACCCAAUGUAAGAAUGCCAUUCCUUCACGUGAGGAGGGAGGAAAGGUGAUUGUCAUAGACAUUGUGGUCGAACCAUCAUUAGGACCAGCCAUGUUUGAGGCACAGACUCUAAUGGACAUCCUCAUGCUUGUGUUCACGAGAGGCCGUGAACAUAGUGAAAAUGACUGGCAUGAGCUUUUCAUGAAAGCAGGGUUUAGCGACUACAAAAUUGUCAAGAAACUGGGUGCACGAGGUGUUAUCGAGGUCUACAAGUGA